AUGACCGGCCCCGUCGACCCCAAGACCCCCACCGAACAUUCCCCGAGACAGUCGCCGCGCAUCGAACUUCCCGAGGAAGAAGGCUCCCCGGGCCACGAUGGCCAGACCAGCCCGGGCAUGAGAAAUAGCAAAGGAUGGGAUGGAAAACUCAGAGUCCAGCGGACCGCCGUCCUCGCCAACCCUGAGGUGCUGUCGGACCCGGAGUCUGACGACGAGAAUGUCAUCGCAGGCGAGGAACUCCCCGCUGAUGAAGACCUCCUUGACGGCGAGGACGUCGAUACAGACGAGCUCAUUGUCUCCCACGCCCGCGUUGCUUCCAUCCCCGCCCUCCACCUCGAGCGCUUCACAAAGGUUGUCCGCCUCUGCCUCCGUCAGAACAGCAUCCAGGAAAUCGACGGCCUCUCCGCCCUCGCCUCCACCCUCGAGGACCUCGACUUCUACGACAACCUCAUCUCCCACAUUCGGGGGUUGGAGGACCUAACCAACCUCACCAGCCUCGACCUUAGCUUCAACAAGAUCAAGCACAUCAAGCGUGUGAAUCACCUGACGAAAUUGAAGGAAAUCUUCCUGGUUGCCAACAAAAUCAGCACCAUCGAGAAUCUCGAAGGUCUCGACAACCUCACUAGCCUCGAGCUCGGCUCCAACCGCAUUCGCGUCCUGCAGAAUCUCGACUCCCUCAAGAAGCUCGAGGAGCUCUGGGUCGCCAAGAACAAAAUCACCGAGCUCACUGGCCUGGGAGGACUGUCCAACCUCAAGAUUCUCAGUAUCCAGUCCAACCGCAUCCGUGACUUGGCCCCGUUGAAUCAGGUGCCCAGCCUCGAGGAGCUGUAUAUUUCUCACAACGCCCUGACAUCGCUGGCCGGCAUCGAGCAGAACGAGAAGCUGCGCGUGCUCGACAUCUCCAACAACGCCGUUGCAAGCGUCAAGGGUCUGAAGCCGCUGAAGAACCUGGAGGAGUUCUGGGCGAGCUACAACCAGAUCUCCGACUUUAACGAGGUCGAGAAGGAGUUGAGAGAUAAGGAGCACUUGACCACCGUUUACUUUGAGGGCAACCCGCUGCAGCUUAGAGGGCCGGCCGUGUACCGCAACAAGGUCCGCCUGGCGCUGCCCCAGCUAUCCCAGAUCGACGCAACCUUUGUCAAGGCAUAG
Molecule: messenger RNA, 1149 nt
Organism: Colletotrichum truncatum
Lineage: Eukaryota; Fungi; Ascomycota; Sordariomycetes; Glomerellales; Glomerellaceae
Source: RefSeq, a predicted model, not a curated record